AUGAACCUUGCCAAUACAGUUACCCUUCAUCAACGUAUGUUCACAGAAACCAUCAAAGGAAUGCCGUAUAAACUAAUUUGUCUCUAUAGCCUAAAACCAACCCAACGGCCUCCCCUUAGCCCCUCAGGACGACCAUCUAAAUCUCCAAGACUAUCCCUACCAACACGGCCUGCAAGUAUAAAGCGGCCAUCAACCCAAGCAGAUGACAGGGAGCUGUUUAGUAAAGGUUCAAGUGUCAUUUCGGAUGAUAUUUCUGACAGCGAGGCGGACGACCUAUCUACUGAGAAGUCUGCAUCUGUUACAAACACGAAAGACCUUCUGAAGCUCUUCCAGCGGUCUCGAAAGAAGGGCCCAGAGCCGCGAAGUACUUCUAUUGAGAUUGUGGAGAGUUUUGACUCCAGAGGCACGGAUAAAGAUACCCUAGAUCUAUCUACAUGGCUAGCCGAGCUCAAAGAAGCGAUUCUACAUAGGACGGACACCUCGAAACCAGGUUAUCGCGAGAAAGCAAAACGAGAACUUGCUAGACUAUCACUACUACAGAAAGACAAUCCUGGAAUUACGGAGAUAAAACCAGACCCGCUUGAUCUCAUAAGACCUCCUCGUUCAAUUGCAGACCGUUAUUUUGCGAUAUACCUUACUCGUGAAUAUGUUAACCUGCCAGUAUUUCAUCUCCCAGCGUUGCAUGCUAUGUAUAUUGAACUAUAUACAAGUAAAAAUUCUGGAGAUGAUAAAAUUAUUUCUCUCGGCAUAUUUAACAUGAUCUUUGCACUGGGCUCUAUUGCCAUUGAUCCCUAUUUUGACGCCUCAGAUUAUUUCAACACGGCACAACGCCUCCUUCGACUAGGCUCCCUGGGGCCAGAUAGCUUCUCGACUAUACAAGCACAUAUUCUUGCCAGCCAAUACUUGAUUGCAAUCCACAACUUUCACGCUGCGUGGAAAUCUAUUGGACUUGCAAUUCGUAUUGCUGAAUCACUUCGGCUUCAUCUCUGUUCAGGAAGCCAGCAUCUUGAAGAUAGAGUCGAUAGAGAGCUUGCGAGGAGGCUCUGGCACAGCUGUAUUCUUCUAGAAAGGUUGGUUCGAUCGGAUUCAUGCACUGAUUGGGCCCAUACUGACCGGUAA
This is a messenger RNA of Trichophyton rubrum CBS 118892, 1119 nucleotides long. RefSeq lists its product as uncharacterized. The record is from RefSeq and is a predicted model, not a curated record. NCBI's taxonomy places the organism in Eukaryota, Fungi, Ascomycota, Eurotiomycetes, Onygenales, Arthrodermataceae. Gene Ontology annotation, biological process: positive regulation of transcription from RNA polymerase II promoter by galactose; DNA-templated transcription. The transcript has a single exon. Gene Ontology annotation, molecular function: DNA-binding transcription factor activity, RNA polymerase II-specific; RNA polymerase II cis-regulatory region sequence-specific DNA binding; zinc ion binding. Gene Ontology annotation, cellular component: nucleus. The coding region runs from base 1 to 1119 and encodes 372 amino acids.